Pelagomonas calceolata is the source of this 1443-nucleotide messenger RNA. Lineage: Eukaryota; Pelagophyceae; Pelagomonadales; Pelagomonadaceae. The record is from the annotation of a GenBank genome assembly.
AUGCGCGCCCUCCAGUGCAGCCUCGCGCUGGUCCUGUGCAGCCUCACAGCGCUGGUGGCUGCCCAAGAGGUGUACCGCUUCGAUUUCUCGCUGGACGACCAACCAUUGAGCGGCGAGUUCACGUCCGAUCAAGACCUGUGGCAACUCGCGGCCGACUUCGUCGCCGGCCGGGGCUGGCGAUUGGAAGAAGAGUCACGAGCGUGCCGCGACGCGAGCACGGAGUUGGAAAGGGACAACUGCGCCGUCGCGCUGCUCGUCGAGCUCUGGAGCCAGGCCCUGCCCCAGUCGCCGGAGGGCUGCCCGACGGCGGGCUACGGGUCGCGCGUGCGGCUCUUCGUGGCGGUCCCGUCCGCGGCCCACUACACGUCGAGAAGACAAGCCAUCCGCGCGACGUGGUGCGCACGAGCAAAACAAGCUUUGGUCACGUCGGGCGGCCAGGACUCGGCGAUUGUGGCGUUUUUUGUGGGGAGCUCGGAGCACGACACCGCCAUCCGCGCCGAGAACGCGACGCACGGCGAUCUGGUGAUGGUUCCUGUGAAAGAUGCGGCGACGAACGUCACCGCGAAAUUGUUGUACUCGCUCCACUACUUUUCCGAGCGGGACUUCACGCAUUACAUACGAGUGGAGGACGACGUCUACCUGUUCGCGGAUCGCUUGAUGGCCAAUUUAAGGGCCGUCGACGCGUCGCGACAUGGUGGGCGGUGGGCGUUGGCAAGGUACGCGACGAACGAGUCCCUACUGCCGGGCAUGUCGUACCCGCGCGGCUUUGCCGUGUUGCUUCCUCAUCGAGUAGCGCAUGGACUGGCGUUACUAGACGAGACGAUGGGUCUCAGUGUAGCGUCGCGAGCAACAGGACAAUAUGGAAUCGCAGCUACAGGAGCCAAGGGCGGCUGGGUGCGCAACCGCUUCUGGUGCGACGAUCAACAUCUCGGGUUGUUGCUACACCCCACGCAAACGCAUCUCGAGGACGAGCCGCGCUUCCACGACCUGCCCGGGCGUGGGCCCCACGCGCAAAGAGUUUCCCAUGCCUCCAUGGCCGUCAACGCCGUGCAGACGGACGCCGAGUUCCGAGCCUUGCACGCCGGGGCGGCUCUAGGCGGCAACGCUUAUAUUGCGGAGGAGGCCUGGACGCGCGAAGGCGAGGAGAUCGUGGUCCGGGCCGAUCUUGACGGCACGGCGAACGUCCUGCGCAUCGCGGACCCCGCGCGGGCCGGCGCGGCGGCCUGCGACGCGUCGGCGCGGCGGGCCGCCGACGCGGCCCGGGACGCGUAUCCCCACGUCCAACAGCUGGACACGGCGCUGCGGGCCGCGCUUUUGGCCGUCUGCGACGCCGCGGCGGCGGGCGAGACGGACUGGACGCUCGGCUACCGGCCCGCGUAUCGCGGCACGGAGCCGCCGUCGGCAUUCGUCGCGCUGCCGGUGGUCGCGUUCCGGUCGGGGUAG